AUGGCGAACGUAACUGACAGAGUGGAUCUCGACGGCAGACCGAUAAAGCCGAUAACGAUAUGCAUGAUCGGCGCGGGAGGCUUCAUCGGCUCUCACCUCUGCGAGAAGCUGAUGACGGAGACUCCGCACAAGGUGCUCGCGCUCGACGUGUACAACGACAAGAUCAAGCACUUGCUGGAGCCGGAUACGGUUGAGUGGAAAGAUCGGAUCCAGUUUCAUCGCAUCAACAUCAAGCAUGAUUCCAGGCUUGAAGGACUUAUCAAGAUGGCGGAUCUGACUAUAAAUCUUGCGGCGAUAUGUACACCAGCGGAUUACAAUACGCGUCCUCUUGAUACUAUCUACAGUAACUUCAUUGACGCGCUUCCUGUUGUUAAGUACUGCUCUGAGAACAACAAGCGUCUUAUUCAUUUUUCUACCUGUGAAGUUUAUGGCAAAACCAUUGGAAGCUUUCUUCCCAAGGAUCAUCCUCUGCGCGAGGAUCCUUCUUUUUAUGUUCUUAAAGAAGAUGUUUCCCCUUGCAUAUUUGGUUCAAUUGAGAAGCAAAGGUGGUCAUACGCGUGUGCAAAGCAAUUGAUUGAGAGACUCGUUUUCGGUAAAGCAUAG
This is a messenger RNA of Eruca vesicaria subsp. sativa (arugula), 603 nucleotides long. The record is from the annotation of a GenBank genome assembly. Lineage: Eukaryota; Viridiplantae; Streptophyta; Magnoliopsida; Brassicales; Brassicaceae.